Molecule: messenger RNA, 519 nt
Organism: Monosiga brevicollis MX1
Lineage: Eukaryota; Choanoflagellata; Craspedida; Salpingoecidae
Exons: 2
Coding region: 1-519 (172 amino acids)
Source: RefSeq, a predicted model, not a curated record
AUGCAAAGCAGCGAGGAUGAAGCCUUUGCUCGCGCGUUGCAAGCCGAAGAAUACGAGCGGUCCUGUGCAAGCACCGCUGAUGCGAAAUUGGCCGAGGAGCUCCAGGCCCAGGCAUACGAAGAGGCCGGGUUAUCUGCCGCAUCGGCCGUGGUAAGCGCCCGGCCCUUGUCUGCCGUAUCGGCUGAUGAAAAACUGGCUGAGGCACUCCAGGCUCAGGAAUAUGAAGAGGCCGCCGAUAUCGAUCGCGCUCUCGAGGAGAACAACUAUGAAGCUCUACUGGCUUUGGACGACGAUAAUGUGCGCAUUGGAAUAGACGAUCCCGAUGCCGUCUCAUUUCUCACUUCCAAAGCCUUAGAAGAAGAGUGCAGCAUUUGCCUGGAUACCAUGGCUGGUUCAACGGCAGUGCGCCUCUUGUUGUGUCAUCAUGGCUUUCAUGAUGAGUGUAUUCGCGAGCAUUUCAAGACGAGUCAAGUUUGCCCCGUUUGUAUGUCAGACCUGCGAGAGCUGGCAGCCAAGUAG